AUGUCUACUGAGAAUAAAGAACACCAGAAUCCUUCCGACAACUUGACAAAAGAUGUUCUGAAAGAGAUAUCUCAUACUCCUACCAUCUGUCGCAACACAUGGUUUGCUCCCUUUCAAGUCAACCAAGUGGAAGGCAGACCAAGCAGCGUCACCUUAGGGGCCGAAGGCAACCAGCCUCCACCUGGAGUGGAAAUCCAGGCCUCGAACCUGCCAAUCACCACUCUUGGUUCUGGUCCUGGAGACAACACUCUAUCUCUGACAUAUGGCCAAAUCUCAUCUUUGGCAGGAGACUUCUACGGCACUUCAGACCCAAUCAGUGAUGGGUCUAACGACGAGGAACGCCGCCGCCGUUUCAUGAGUGCAUUGAAUACCCUGAUCAACAACCCUCAAGACCAGCCAAAGGAUGCACGAAACUUGCUCGAGUACCUACAGAAGGAGAUAGACGCCGUCAAAAAUGCCGUAGCCAAAGGAUUGGAUCCGUCCACGGUAUACAAGGGGGGUGAAGUCGUUGACAACGGAUGGUUGCAAUACCUGACCUUGGGUCGAAAGUACCCGAAAUUUAUAAGUUACGCCGGUCUCGCCGUCAUCAACUGGGACCAUUUCGGAGAUGAUGCUCGGGUUGUGUACAAGACUGGCCAUCUAGCGGCCAUCAAGCACGCCGCUAGUAGCACCUCCAAAGAUGCUCUGUUCCAAGCUUAUUCAAUGAAUGCAUUUGCGGACCAUUUUCUGCAAGAUCUGUUUUCCGCAGGUCAUCUUCGGACCCCGCGCCGUCAGCUCCACGGUCACUUUACAGUAACCGAUAAAUGUGCCCAGUACAUGCAUGAUGAAGACUGUGCUCUCGGGCUACAGGUCACCAACGAGGACAACCAUUCGUGGACUGUUUACGGGGAUAGACGUCUGUUAGACAAGGUCAACAACGAGAACCUCAUCAAAUGUCUGGAUGCUGUACAGACUUCCGCGCAAGAAGUCUAUCAAGCAUGGAAGAAUCAGACAGUGCUCAACCCCGACGAUUUUGGAGCGUGGCGCAAGGUACCGACCAAGGCAUCCGCCCUAAGUACCAAGCAGCCUCUGGCCCCGUUGUUCCUGUUGGGACCUAGUGGCACCUUUGCCGACCUCCAGCGUCGAGACGAUUUGAACGAUAGGAGAACUUGGAAAUACAUCACGAACUGGACAGUGGCCGGGACUUUGAUUAAACUAACCGGAAACAAGCGCUGGAAGUAUCCGAUGCAGAUGUAA
Penicillium griseofulvum is the source of this 1236-nucleotide messenger RNA. RefSeq lists its product as uncharacterized. The record is from RefSeq and is a predicted model, not a curated record. NCBI's taxonomy places the organism in Eukaryota, Fungi, Ascomycota, Eurotiomycetes, Eurotiales, Aspergillaceae. The transcript is spliced from 4 exons. Bases 1 to 1236 code for a protein of 411 amino acids.